AGGUACAUGUCUUUGGGAGAACACUAAAAUCUGUGUCCAGAGGGCUCGCCCAAAACUUCAGGUAUGGAGCUAUCACACGCCACACUGUGGCUGAGCAGAGGUGACAGGCGAGAGUGAAGGGUUUUCCUGCUGUUGCACCAUUUCUGAUGUGGUAGCAACUUUGGCAAACACCAGGGACUUUGUUAAAACUGCUAGUGGUACACUUGAUUAUUUGAAUAUCUGGGGAGGGCAGGUGUGAUCCCAGAUCCAGACAUCCCCUGUGGGUGAGAGAACUCCUCGUGGGCCCGUCAGAGGUCUUUUCCUGCCUGGAUCUUACUGGAUGUGUUACUGAGACCUGGAGGCAGAGUUACAAACUUUCCAUGGAUCCAAACAUCCAGGGGUCUUUCCUGUUCAACAACAGCCUAAACCAAUUCCCCUCGGACCUCAAGGCACCGGUGUGCCAGUACUCAGUGCCCAACUCUUUCUACAAGCUCAACCCGGGCCUGAACAGCCAGCUGCAGGCAGGGACGCCCCACGGGAUCAGCGACAUCCUGAGCCGCUCCAUGGUCGGCAUGGGCUCCACGGGCACCACAACCCUGCUGUCGGGAUACUCAACCAUGGGGGGGUUUGGCCCCUCCGUCACCAGCACGUCCAUGUACUACAACCGAGACUACAACUCCUCGCUGGGCGGCUUCUCCAAGCCGGGCACAGAGUGCCCCAUGAAGGCUCGCAAUGUGAGCUGCUGGGCAGAGAGCGGCUGUGACUGGAGAGGAGGGAGGCAGCAGUGCACCAACAGUAGUGGUCCACUCGGGGAGAUGUCCGGCAGGAAGAAACACACCAGACCAACAUUUAGCGGACAUCAGAUAUUUGCUCUGGAGAAAACAUUCGAGCAGACCAAAUACCUGGCCGGACCUGAGAGAGCGAGACUGGCUUAUUCUCUGGGAAUGACUGAAUCACAAGUCAAGGUGUGGUUCCAGAACCGACGCACUAAGUGGAGGAAGAAGAGCGCUUCAGAGCCGAGCUCUACGCAGGCCGGCCACGCGGGUCAGGGCGGCGAGGCCUCGGAGAACGAGGUGGAGGACGAGGAGUACAACAAGCCUCUGGACCCGGACUCUGACGACGACAAGAUCCGACUGUUGCUGCGCAAACACCGCAGGGCUUUCUCCGUCCUGCGCCUCGGGCCACACCACGUCUGACACACAUACACACACCGUGUAAAUUACACACAUGCAGACACACACUCACACACACACGCUUCUCAGCAGACCUGCAUGAUUAACUGAAAAUCUUUAGUUUUGAAUACAAAUUUAAAUCAAUGGGCAGUUGCGCAUGUUCAGAACAGAUCAUUUGAGCUCGUCCAACAAAUGAGCAUCAAAGUUUCCAUAGACAAACAGGCUGAAAAAAAUGAAGGUAAAGAAGAUGUUUACUUUUAUAAGUUACUGUAAGACUAUAUGUGUGGCCUGUUUAAUGUUACACUGAUAUGUAGGGGAACUAUGUCAUACACUUCAUUUUGUAAAAACAUUUGAAAAUGACAUGAAAAAACUGCAUGAUGCUAUUGGUAAUAAUAAUGAAUAA
Messenger RNA from Lates calcarifer (barramundi perch), 1554 nucleotides. RefSeq names its product NK6 homeobox 3 (gene nkx6-3). Gene Ontology annotation, cellular component: nucleus. Gene Ontology annotation, biological process: cell differentiation; regulation of transcription by RNA polymerase II. Lineage: Eukaryota; Metazoa; Chordata; Actinopteri; Centropomidae. The record is from RefSeq and is a predicted model, not a curated record. The transcript has 3 exons. Bases 360 to 1175 code for a protein of 271 amino acids. Gene Ontology annotation, molecular function: RNA polymerase II cis-regulatory region sequence-specific DNA binding; DNA-binding transcription factor activity, RNA polymerase II-specific.